AGGAGGCGGGGUCCUCGGAAUGAGGCGCGGAGCUGUUCGCUGCUCCAGGUGCUGAGUCCGGACGCGAGAGCCGCUGUCACCACCACCGCCGCCGCUGCAGUUACCGCCGGGAAGCCGGGCCCGGGAGAAGCCCGGAGGAGCUGGGCGCGCUGCAAGGCGCUGACCGCCCUCCCGCCUCUCUGAGGUCCUGACUGCAGUGCCGCCCCUGUGCAGCAGGAAGGUCAAGGCCGUGGACCCUCAGGUGGCCCAGUAUGGCCCACUGAGGUGAACCAUGACCGACUGGCCACUGCUCACCACUGACCACCCCGAGUCGCAUCUCACCCAGAGGUGACCCUCCUCCAGCGGCCCCUGCCCGGCCCCACCCAGGACCGUGCCCACCCCGCCACGGACACCAUGUAGAGGGGCCGCCGCGGCGCCCAGGGAGCUGCGAUGGUUUUGUACACGACCCCCUUUCCUCACAGCUGUUUGUCCGCCCUGCACGCUGUGUCCUGGGCCCUCAUCUUCCCAUGCGUCUGGCUGGUGGACCGGCUCCUGGCCUCCUUCAAGCCCACCACCUACGAGAAGCGCCAGCGGGCGGACGACCCGUGCUACCUCCAGCUCCUCUGCACCGUGCUCUUCACGCCCGUCUACCUGGCCCUCCUGGUGGCCUCACUGCCCUUUGCCUUCCUGGGCUUCCUCUUCUGGUACCCGCUGCAGUCGGCCCGCCGGCCCUACGUCUACUCCCGGCUCGAGGAUAAGGGCCCCGGCGGCGGGGCGGCCCUGCUCAGUGAAUGGAAGGGGACGGGCCCUGGCAGGAGCUUCUGCUUCGCCACCGCCAACCUCUGCCUCCUGCCCGACUCCCUGGCCCGGUACAACAACCUGUUUAACACGCAGGCGCGGGCCAGGGAGAUUGGGCAGAGGAUCCGCAACGGCGCCAGCCGGCCCCAGAUCAAGAUCUACAUCGACUCGCCCACCAACACCUCCAUCAGCGCGGCCAGCUUCAGCAGCCUGGUAUCCCCGCAGGGCGGCGAUGCGGUGACCCGGGCCGUCCCCGGGAGCAUUAAGAGGACGGCCUCGGUGGAGUACAAGGGCGAAGGCGGGCGGCACCCCAGUGAAGAGGCAGCCAAUGGCCUGGCCUCGGGGGACGCGAUCGACGGGGGCAGCCUGGAGGACGCCUGCAUUGUGCGCAUCGGCGGCGAGGAGGGGGGCCGGGCCCCGGAAUCCGAGGACCCCCCCACGGCGGUCCAGGCCAGGAACGGCACCGGCGGGGGCCCGCGAGGCCAGACGCCCAACCACAGCCCGCGGGACGGGGACGCGGGGAGCCUGGUGGGCAGCCCCUCGGCCUCCCGGGAGUCCCUGGUGAAGGCGCGGGACGGCGAGGACCCGGGAGCCACCAACAGCAAGCCUCCCACCAAGGCCUCGGUGGCGAAGAAGGCGGCCACACGCCGGCGGCGACACCCCGACGAGACCUUCGACCACGAGGUCUCCGCCUUCUUCCCCGCCAACCUGGACUUCCUGUGCCUGCAGGAGGUGUUCGACAAGCGUGCGGCCGCCAAGUUGAAAGAUCGGCUGCACGGCUACUUCGAGUACGUCCUGUACGACGUGGGCAUCUACGGCUGCCACGGCUGCUGCAGCUUCAAGUUCCUUAACAGCGGCCUCUUCUUCGCCAGCCGCUACCCCAUCAUGGACGUGGCCUAUCACUGUUACACCAACGGGAGAGGCACCGACGGGCUGGCCUCCAAGGGAGCGCUGUUUCUCAAGGUGCAGGUGGGAAGCACAGCUCAGGACCAAAGAAUCGUCGGGUACAUCACCUGCACGCACCUGCACGCCCUGCCAGAGGACAGCGCCAUCCGCUGCGAGCAGCUGGACAUGCUUCAGGACUGGCUGGCUGAUUUCCGAAAAUCUACCUCCUCGUCCAGCACAGCCAACCCCGAGGAGCUGGUGGCGUUCGACGUCAUCUGCGGAGACCUGAAUUUCGACAACUGCUCGUCGGACGACAAGCUGGAGCAGCAACACUCCCUGUUUACACGCUACAAGGACCCCUGCCGCCUGGGGCCCGGGGAGGAGAAGCCCUGGGCCAUUGGCACCCUGUUGGACCAGGACGGCCUCUACGACGAGGACGUGGCCACCCCUGACAAUCUGCAAAAGGUUCUGGAGAGCGAGGAGGGCCGCCGGGAGUACCUGGCCUUCCCCAGCAGCAAGAGCCCAGGGGGGUGCCAGAAGGGGCGCAAGGACCUGCUGAAGGGAAACGGCCGGCGCAUCGACUACCUGCUGCACGCCGAGGAGGGGCUGGGCCCAGACUGCAAGGCGGAUGUGGAAGAGUUCAUCUUUGUCACCCAGCUGGCGGGCCUGACCGACCACCUCCCGGUGGCCAUGCGACUGAUGGUGUCUUCGGGAGAGGAGGAGGCUUAGAGUGGCCCCAUCGGCGGGAGCAGUGGGCUCCGCCGGCCCUCGGAGCUUCUGGGGGGGGCCCUGCCUUGGGCCCCCUUCUCUCGACUGCAGCGCCUCCCGGUGCCAGGGGAGCCACGGCCCGUGCCCACGCGCUGGAUGCCGCCGCCCUGCACCUCUGUGCUCCUGCCUCGGCCCGGUGGAGCCAGGCCGCCUGGGGCCCCGCUGCCCAACCAGUGCCAUUCUUCGACCACGAGAUUUUCUACGAUUCUACAGCACAACCUAGUUUGUACGCAGUGGGUCAGUGUGGGAACCGGGGUUCCGGACUCUAUCUCCUUGAGCUUCGUCCAGGGUUCAUCGUCCUCGUCUGCUGCCAUGUUGUCUCGCAUGCCCGCACCCUCGCAUGCCCGCUGUCCGCAUGCCACGUGCCACGCCGUAGCCACAGACCUCUCACUCGGGCCUCACCCAAGGCCGAACUCCAAACACAAUCAGAACCAGCCAAAGAAGCACUUCCCGGGCACAGGGCUGCCAGUCGGCCCCCACGGGCCAGGCAGGGGCCUCCCUGGGGCCACGCACUCAUGGGUGAUCACACGCCAGAGGAAAAGCAGAAUGCAGCCUGCCAGCCAGCCUUCCCGCCUGCUCGCGCCGAGAUGGGCCGGCCCCUCGGCUCCAGAGGUGCCUGAUGCGGCCCUGCCCGAGGUGGGAAGGCAGAGGGCAUCACCUUCUUACAGGAAGAGCUCACAUGGGGGGAGGGAGGGGGCUUCUGGUUUUGAAAAUAAGAUUUGUAGCUUCUUUUCGAUCAGAACCAACACUUGCUCUCUGCCUGGCCAUCUCCCCCCGCCCCCACCGGCCGGCUGAGCUCAGGAACCAUCUGCCCACCUGUGGGUGGGGCAGGCCAGGGCGGCAGGGGCAGGGCCCACUGUGUGCCUGCAGCAAGGCACAGGGCUGACUGGUCCCCAGCACACUGAUGGCAACUGGGCCACCAGGCCAGCCCAGGACCUGCAGCCCAGGCCUCCCACCCCCUUGCCCAUAAACACACCCAGAGACAUAGCAGACCCCAAGUCGACCCCCGAGUCGGGUGCAAGGUUUCUCCCCCCCCCGAGACUGUUCUCAGCCACCCCCACUGACCUUGUGCCCAGCCCACGAUGCUGUGCCUUGUCCCUGCAAGCACCAGUCCCGCACAGGUGCGGCGGGGCGGGCCUAUCUGGAGACACUGAGGUGGCACCAAUUUGCCUGCACCCCCCUGGCCUGGUCCGUGGCCGGGCGGAGGCCCCACGGCAGGGGCAGUUUCCCCGGCCAGCCCGUCUCCCCGACCCGUGCUGGGCUGCUCUGCCUGGCUGGGACUGUGCCCCUCCUCCAGGGUUUUGGCGAGGCUGCGUGGGGGCACCGGGCCCCCACUCCCGGGUGGAGCCCCAGGCUGGGAAUAGCUGCGGGGAGACAGAGGUCGGGCUCCUGACACAGCCAAGUCCCAGCAAAUGUCCCGGCCUCGGACGGCCGCCUGCUGCAGGCCAGCCCGGCGGGAGCCAGGCCCAGGCACGUGCUUGUCCCCAACUCACAGGGUGGCCUUAGGCCAGUCUCACCUCCCGGUGCCUGGCCAGCUCCUGGCACCUGGAGCAGGGACGGGCCUCCCGCCCUCUGACCACCCACUGCGGCUGAGGCACGAGGCCACCCUUGCCCACAGCCACCCGCGCCCCAGGCCCACAGGUGCCCGGGGCUGCGCAUAAGCCAGACCUUUUCCACUUUGAUUUUUUAAAGAGAGCAGAGGGCUCUGUGGCCUCAGGCCCCGGGAGGGGCCGGGACUGGCGUCUGAGGCCCCGCAGAGGACCCCUCGGGAGAGGCCAGGAGGUGGGGUCAGUCUCGAAGGAAACGGCCACCUUCAUUUGUCCAACCACCCUGAGUUUUAAGUAUAAAUAUUAACCUGAGGCUUUUUAACUAUUGUAUUAACUUGCUGAAAUUUAGAAAUACUGUUUUAAAGGAAAAAAAAAAAACUUUUUUAAUUUCUGUAUUUUUUUCUGUAUUGUAUCCUCAUGGGACAUUAGGGGUUUUCUAUGUAAGCACACCUAAGGUUUUGGUAUAAACAUUAUCAACUAUAUCUCCAGACGAUUCUUCCCUAGAAGAAAAAACAAUCUUUACACCUGAUAAAUAUUUUGGAAAGAGAGGUAUUCUUCUCCUUUACUGGUGCUGAAAGGAAGGAUGGAUAUGUGGACAAAAUAAAACUGUGAGGCUCACG
Messenger RNA from Sorex araneus (European shrew), 4597 nucleotides. RefSeq names its product sphingomyelin phosphodiesterase 3 (gene SMPD3). The transcript is spliced from 9 exons. Gene Ontology annotation, biological process: sphingomyelin metabolic process. NCBI's taxonomy places the organism in Eukaryota, Metazoa, Chordata, Mammalia, Eulipotyphla, Soricidae. The record is from RefSeq and is a predicted model, not a curated record. The coding region runs from base 430 to 2391 and encodes 653 amino acids. Gene Ontology annotation, cellular component: extracellular region; cytoplasm. Gene Ontology annotation, molecular function: sphingomyelin phosphodiesterase activity.